This is a messenger RNA of Melopsittacus undulatus (budgerigar), 4927 nucleotides long. It is a transcript of the gene ZNHIT6, whose product is annotated as zinc finger HIT-type containing 6. Gene Ontology annotation, cellular component: nucleus; pre-snoRNP complex. Gene Ontology annotation, biological process: box C/D snoRNP assembly; snoRNA localization; maturation of LSU-rRNA from tricistronic rRNA transcript (SSU-rRNA, 5.8S rRNA, LSU-rRNA). The transcript has 10 exons. The record is from RefSeq and is a predicted model, not a curated record. The coding region runs from base 45 to 917 and encodes 290 amino acids. NCBI's taxonomy places the organism in Eukaryota, Metazoa, Chordata, Aves, Psittaciformes, Psittaculidae.
CCCGCCCCACCAGGCUCCGCGUGGGGAGGUGGUGCCGCGCGGCAAUGGCGGAGCGGGAGGGUCCCGGCAGCACUCGGCUGCCGGCGGGCGGGCGGAAGAUAUCCUUGCAGAGAUGUGAAACAUGUAGUCAAGAGGAAGCUAAGUACAGGUGUCCACGAUGCAUGAAAUAUUCGUGCAGUCUGUUGUGUGUGAAGAAGCAUAAACUUGCAUUAAGCUGUAAUGGAGUCAGGGAUAAAACAGCAUUUGUCUCCGUAAAUGAAUUUACUGACUUGAAUCUUCUGAGUGAUUAUAGAUUCCUGGAAGAUGUAGGAAGGGCGGCUGAUGCUGCUGCUCGGCAUCUUACUGUGCAUAAUCCAACAGCAAAAAAACUUUUAUAUGGGUUGAGAAACAAAGCUCGAAAGUGUGACAUUGACCUGAGAACACUGCCUGUUGGAUUUACAAAGAGAAGAGAAAAUUCAACCACCUUCAACUACAUGGAGAAAAAGUUCUACUGGCACUUGAAGCUUAUAUUUCCUCACUCUCAUGCCGAAUAUACUUUAAAAGGGGUGCCUGAUGAUAAAACACUUGCUGAUAUCCUUAAGCCAUACAUUGAUCCAGUGGAGUCAGAUCCUGUAGUCUGUCAAAGAUUAAAAAUCUAUACAGUGUCUCCUCAGUCAGAUGUACAAAUUUUAAUGAAAAUAGAAAACAGGAAACAAAAUUCUGUCAGGUACUAUGAACUGGAUGCCAGUAGAAGCCUUCUAGACAAUUUGAAAGGCAAAGUUAUAAUUGAGUAUCCAACGUUUUUUGUUGUCUUGAAAACAUUGAAGAAUGACAUGGUGAUUCUUGGCCAAGAUGCCAGUGAACCUGCAGAGAAUUCGGACAGUGAAAGUUCAUCCCUUUCAUCUGUGGAAGAAGGGGAAAUUCGGGACAGUUCAUGACAGUUCUCUGGGAAAAGAGGGUGGAAUGCACUUUUUGGUUUGGGGGUUUUGGGGGAGUUUGGUUUUGUUUUGUUUUUAAAUCUAAUUAAUUUUAUAUAUACGUAAAACUGCCUUUCCAGAACUUUGGUUUGGCUUUCUUCACUAAAGGCAGCACUUCCAAACUGCCUGCCUAUUUUGGGAUUUAGUAAUGGGUAUUUAGGGAUGUAAAUAAUGAGCUGGGGAAUUUCUGGUUCCAGAAACAACAUUAUAUUCUAAUUUAAAUGCACACUUUUGUCCAUGUGUUUUUGAUAAAUCAACCACCCAAAUUUAAAAUUUCCAGGUUAGCUUCAACAACAGAUUAUUUCCUUUUGUCCUAACAGCUCAGUGACUGAUUUCCAAGUUUAAGUACCUGAUCAUGUAUUUGUAUUUAUAUAUGGAUUCAAGUCUUAAUGCUUAAAUGUACAUUAGAUUAAUUUCCUUUUUGAGGUAUUUCUGUGUCAUGCUGAGCUGCUGCAAAUGAUCUUACUUUACUUUUGACUUUAAUCUUUGAUGAAAUUCUCGGUGCCUGGUGCAGUGCAUUGGUUUUUAUUAUUAUUGUUUUUUCUUACUUGAUUGCAUCUUGUUUGAUAUUUUAAGGACAGCUCAAACUAUGUUUUUGGGGUGGCAUCUUGUUGUAUGCUUAAUCUUCUACCCUGAUCUUCCAAGUUAGUAUGGGGUUUAAAAUUAAUAGAAAUGAAUACUGAGAGUGUCAGUAAUGCUAACAUACUGGACUUCUAAACAAUGCUUAUGUUACGCAUCUCCUAUUAGUAGUUUACCUACUGAAUAGUUACUGGAAUAGUUUAAAUAUUUACUGGAAUAUCAACUGAAUUUACCUACUUAAAAGAAAAUAAAACUUAAGAAAAUAAUAAAGUUCUGUCCUGUAUCAUCUGCUGACAAGAGGAAUCUCUUGCUAACUUGUGAGAUUUCUGGAUCCCAGACCACUGCAUCCAAUUUCCCUGUGUCUGUGGGGUCUAGUGGAGAAUAAGAAAUGUGCGCUGUGAGCAGUGUGAGACAGGCCUUUGGGGUUAGUUUGCAAAGGUCUGGCUAAGUCAGUAUUUGUUAAGUCGUCAGGAUGUGAUCACUUUGUGAACAGUGAGAUUGUUGCUUCCUUUGUUGUUCCCUGGUCUGUCUGUCUUCUGCUUGGGACUGGCACCUCUGUGGCAGAAGUCAGUGGCAUGGGAUGCACCCUAAACUGCCGUGGAGGUGGGUUUUCAGUCAUAAGUGUACUUCCUGCAAGCACUGAUCUUAAUAGGAAGAAAACCAACAGAAAGCAGUGAAGGAGCUUCACUGGGAGGAGCAGGGCAGGCCAGGCAGAGGAGCAGGAUAGGCCAGGCAGAGUUCUCCACCUACACAUGUGAGUAAUUGUGAGUAACUUCAGGUAACUGGAGGCUGUGACAGCAAUAUGUGAGAGGGCUUGAGCUUCCAGAGACUCAGUCUGGACUUCAGGCCACUGAGCUGUUAGUUCCUUACCAGUCAUGCUGUGUUAAUACUGUUUCUUAAAUCGUACUGUGUAUCCUUACCCUUGUGUAUUUUGCAGGCCCUGGAAAAACAGGGAGGUUUUUCUUCUUGCGUGGCGGUAGCCACCUGUGCUCUGUUGUAUUUAUUAGUAAUUGUUGGUCCUCUGCCUACCUCUUGUUUCAAUGUUUGUUUUUUUACCCUUUUUAAAGGACCAGGAUUCCUAGCUAUAGGUGCUUCCUUCACAUCUUUUUCUGUCCAGUGAAAGUGGAUAAACUUUUCCUAAUCAGUGAUUACCACACACUGACUUGGAAGCCACAAAUUGCCUUAAACCAGUCUUGAACUCAUUCAUUAUGACACUGAUAAAAGAGCAGAACAGCAAAACUGCCACAGUUCUGUUGCCAGAAAAUGUUUCAUGAGAGUUAAUAACAUGGCAUUUCUGUUAAGAUUCAUAGCACACAGUGGAAAUGAGAGUGCUGCAAAUAUUAGUGUUGAUCUGCAUGUGUGUGUGAUUAGUCUUUGGCUGAGGAAGGCAGAGUUGUAAUUUGCAUUGCUCUCCUACACUCAUGGAGGUUUUCAUUAAUUGCAUAAAAUGGUUUGCCUGUGGGUUCUUUUUUUCUUAUAUAAACCUAGUUUAAGCUUCCUUGUGCCUCAGAUACAACUGUAAUUUGUCUUUAAAUGAAGAUGCUGUUAAAUCUCUCCUCCAGAUUUAAAUCUUCUCCUGCCUUAAAGAAGGUUUUAAAAGGUUAUUAAAGAGCAUUCCUGUGGUGGUUACUAGAACUGAAACUUCCAAACAAAGCUGGUAAUCGUCUUCCAGAGUUCAGUCAGAUUGAGAGUGAAAGGCCUUGGUAGCAUUCGCUAUUCAGUCCCAGGUUACUAUUUGUGUAUUUUUAUUUAGUUUUGGUAAGAGUUCCACUAGUUGGAACUGUGGUGAUUCAUCAAAUGCAAGUCAAGAUGAAAUUCAAAUAUUUUUCUUUGGUUUUACUAAACUUUUUCAGUCUUUGUUUGUGAAAAUGAAUCAAAAUGAUGGUCUCUGGCUGAAAGGGCAGCCUGACUUACGACAAGUGACCAGUGCAGAUCCUGCAACAGUGGUAAUUCCUCAUAAUAAUAAGGUUACUGAUUUAAUCGAAGUUUAUGCACUCUUUGGCUAGGCAGAUAGUUUGUAAAACUUUCAUAGGCAUUUAGGGGAAGAUUUGAAUUCCUUUUUGAGUGACUUAAACCCAGAAUGAGCAUCUUGUCAUAAACUGAAGAGAGAAAACACGCCUUUAAAAGCUGUAUUUUCAAAUUUCUGGUGAAGCACUUAAAAUUUAAAACAUGGAGCUGAAGCUGCUUGGAAGACCCAGUUCUGUCCAUCUUGAAGACAUACUGUUGUAAGCACAUUACACAAGGAUCCCUACAGGACUCUGCCUUGUUUCAGGGCAGAUGAUGUCUGUGAAUGAAAACUGUCUGAUGUUGUUUUUAAUAUUCAUCAUUCAACACCAGCUUGCAUUGAGUGCUCGAUUGUAUGCCUACUAUGCUUACUCAUUUAUUUUCCUCUGUAAACCACUUGUCACAGAAGGAACAAGCUGUUUGUAUGCAGAGUUGUUACGACAUUUCUUUCAAUGGUUAGGCUUUUCAGGUUUCAAACCUUGAGCCCUCACAGCAUGUUUGAGCUGAAGGACCAUCAGCUUACAAAGCAAAGGCUCUUGUCCUGAAUGAACACGCUACUUAAAAAAAAUUAAAAGCUUAAUGAAGUCAUCCCUUUUACAAGCCAUAGAGGACAAAAAUAGAGCAUAGCUAAGCACGUAGUAAUAGCUGAUAGAUUGAGUCAGCCUUCUGAGAGAACUUGGGUCUUUCCCUUUUCUGUAGAACUUCCUGGGCCCUUGAGUUGUCAUAGGUAAACAGUGUUACAGCCCCUGUCAGAGCAGCAGCCAAGUUUCAAAUGAGCACAUCUGAAUUCCAGGUUUUCCUGUAUUUAUCUUCGCAUUAGGAAUUGUUGGUCCAUAGAGGAAAAGAGGGUCAUGCCACAAAAUGUGUGGUUGGUGCUAGGUUUUAGAGGCAGGCCGUGCCCAUUUAUGUUGCUCCAGUUUUGCGUUAGGAGUAAAGUCUAACCAAUACAUAAAUUUCCAAGUUCACUAUAGUAGUGAUGGCACGUCCCACCUCCGUGCUGUCUCUAAGCAUAGCUGUGAUUCAGACCUUGCCCUGACAGACACAAAUGUUCUCUGUUGACAUCUGUAGGAGCAGAGAAUGAAUAACACCUUGCAAGAACAAGCUUUCAAAGAGUAAAUAUACAGCUGUGAUGAUGUAACUCCAAGCCAUGUUUGGUCACAAACAUUUCAUUCUGCUUUCUGAAGUCCCAUGCUCUUUUCCUGAAAAAAAUUUAUUCUUCCUCCCACUAAAGGAAAAAAUAUCUUGGAUUUGUGUUUAUGUUGUUGCCAUGACAUUCGGUUAAACUGUAUGCAGAUGCGUGUUCUGUUAAUAAGAGAAAAAAAAAGCUGUGUACUUCAGUGAACAAAGAUUGCCCUGUGUUUGUAUUAAAAUGUUGCUAUGGCAGUGCA